Solanum tuberosum (potato) is the source of this 1710-nucleotide messenger RNA. RefSeq lists its product as uncharacterized. The coding region runs from base 155 to 1180 and encodes 341 amino acids. The record is from RefSeq and is a predicted model, not a curated record. NCBI's taxonomy places the organism in Eukaryota, Viridiplantae, Streptophyta, Magnoliopsida, Solanales, Solanaceae. Gene Ontology annotation, biological process: regulation of DNA-templated transcription; circadian rhythm. The transcript has 6 exons.
UUGCAAAGGUCACUUCUUUCCAACACAUAUAAUCUUCUCCUAAGCUAAGAAGAAAAAUCCUAUCUUUAUUUCCACUUGCUUUCUCCUAUAGUUUUGGCUAAUUUGGGAAAGUUUUCUUCCUCAUUUUCUUGCAAUUUUCAGAAGGGUUAAUCUUAUGGAGUGGUUUUCUCGCGUUGAUGAUGGUGAUGUUGUUGUUCCUAAAAGCUUUGAUGGUUUUUCACCAUCUUCUGAUAGCUGGUCACAGUGGGAUUCAACACCCUUUGGCAAUUUCAAGUCAGAAAUGAAAAGGAACAAUAUAAGGUCAUACGUUGGAGCUGAAGAUUGUAAAGUGAUCGGGAAUGGCGUAUCUAGUGAUGUUGACAUGAAAAACUUUGGAAUUCAUGAGGAGCCUUUUGAUAAUGCAGCUAACCAAGCUUCAUACUGUGAUAUGGAUCAAUGGUCCUCAUAUCCACCUGAGCAGCUGGAAUUUCAUCUUGAUAACUUUACCUCAAUCGAUCAGUUGGAUGAUGUGUUCCUAAGUUCCUUACUCAACGAAGACUGUCCAACUGGAAUGGAUGCAUCUGAUGAGUCAUCAACAGAUUCCCGUUGCAGCAUGCUGCUGGAUGAUGAUCAAGUAAGAGAUAUGACGAGCAACGCUUGUGCUGGUACUGCCAAAUAUUUCUCUGCACAUGCUUUUACUUCACCAGUGGAUUGGGAGGGGCAAGAAGUUAACAAUUCUUAUUUGCUGAAAAAGGCACCACAAGCAGAGGUUGCCGUAAAAUUGGAGCAUGAUAAAGGAGAUAAUAAAGUGAGUGACGAGGAAAUAUCCAUGGAGGAAUCCGUCCUACAGCACCUAGAAAAUCUCACAUCUCAGCUGACAGAGGAAACCAGAAUCUGCUUCCGGGAUUCUCUAUAUCGUCUUGCAGGAAAUUCAAAACAUGAUGCAUGUCAAAGUAGGAAUGCUAUGCCAGAUCAAGAUUCUACGUGGUUCAACGAGGAAGAGACUACAGAAUCGCGGACGAAUGUUAUUGACAGAACUGUCGCCAACUUUUUGUUCAGCAACGUUGAGUUUGGUGCCUCUGAAGGCUCAUCAUUGGACUUUACAGAAGCCACCAACAUAAGACAGCAUUCAGGAGGCGGUAUGUUAUGGAAUAUCUCAGCAGGUUCCUCUGGUUGUGAUGCCCCUACUUUUAGCGGAUAAACAAUGCACUCUUCACUCUGCUGGGCACUACUACUUUGCAUCCUAGUUCUUACAUUUCGUUCAAGAUAUUAUAGCAUGGUCGUCUUGCAUUAUCUAGCCUGACCUUAUCCAGCUAUGUUUUGACGAAAGCUUGUAUAGUAGGCGUGAUUAGAGGCUAACCAUGUUUACUUCCGUGUCUGCCAGCUGAUCAAUAGCUCCUUUCAUAUGAUAGUCGCCUUCCGAGCUCCAAGAGGUCAAGAAGACUGUUUUGUGUAGGUAGGUAAAAAGGGGCGACUGUUGAAUCCUGGCAUUUCUUUAGACUUCCACGAGUAAUGUAAGCAGCGUUCGAAACGCUGCAAGGAGCCCUGUUUUUUUCUUUUAGGCUCCAGACAUGUUAGUCAGAGAAAAAAACUUUAUUUUUAGAAUUUUGUAAGCAGCUAAUAUUUUUCAAUUUGGGUAGCUUUACCAACAGUUGUUUAUAUCUUUUGCUACUUAAGAGCUUUAUAUGAGCAAACAAUAUGAGACCAAUGCAAGGUUUGUUGCGAGUAUUA